AUGAGCAAUAAAAAAACUGCCACCACCAAGACUAAUGACACCAUCACCAAUGACACCAUCACUAAUGAUAAUAACGCCACUACAAACCUAGCCAAAGGACAUCUAAUUCCAAUUGUUAACGUAGAAGUAGGAGAAACUGAUAUGGCAAAUGAUUCGACCUAUGACCCCAGAAAAGAUGAUAACUAUAACAUUAAUGAAGACAAACCCUUGGAUAAUUUUUCUGAAGAAUAUUCAAAAUGGUGUGAGGAAAAUGAUUCCAAUGAGUAUAAGAAUCCUGAACCACGACAAGAAAGGCUAAAUCAAAAUUAA
Molecule: messenger RNA, 309 nt
Organism: Cetraspora pellucida
Lineage: Eukaryota; Fungi; Glomeromycota; Glomeromycetes; Diversisporales; Gigasporaceae
Source: the annotation of a GenBank genome assembly